GAGCAGGGCGCGAGGCGAUGCGCACAGCAGAGAGUCAACAGGAGCGGACGUGGUGAACGAAACUGAUUUUUGAGGACAAGGAGACAAAAGUGCAAGCAGAAAAAACCCUCAGCAGAAGUCAGUGUUUCCAGUGUUUUUGAGCACACGCCUCCAGAAAGCUAAUCGCGGGAGGUCGCGUGCGGGGUACGCUGUCUGUUCGGUAUUUGACUCGGACCGCUCAGUCUGACCGUCUGCCGACCGGCUUCAGACGCUACCGUGCGCCCCGAUUAUGGACCAGCUCUUCUGAUCCGGACAAGAAGACGAGCCGCCCUGGACGCCAACAAGUCCACCGUGCUUUGAGAAAAUGGGUUGUUUUUCCACUGUGGAGGGGAGGGCAUUGCUGUAACACCGGCGGAUCAUGGCAGGGGUACACGCUUCAGAUGUUGUGUCGGGACAUUUUCUGGAUCCUACCAUCGGCGCCUCGCCAGCCCAGGGCGCGACCAAUACAGCGGGGAUCCCCAGCGAUGCGGCCGUGGUGACUCUCACCGGUACCCGGGCGUACUUGGAGGUGUCGGCCGCUGCCCAGGGCUACGGGGCCGAAGGAGUUUACACCAAUGGACGGUACAGGGAGCACGGCAGCCCAAGGAUCGGGAGUGACAGCCGUGAUAAUUCCGCCGAGAGAAGUCAGGGAGCUGGAAACACACCUUGCGGCAUCAUGAAGGAUGGAUCAAAACAGAGGCAGGUGAGGAAGAAAACGGUGUCCUUCAGCUCAAUGCCAAAUGACCGCAAGAUCAACAGCACAGCUGCUUGCAUGGCCUUCAUGAUGGAGGGUUGUGAGAUGAAGAAAGUGCGCUCCAACUCACGUAUGUACAACCGUUACUUCCUGCUGGAUCCAGACAUGCAUUGGCUGCGCUGGGAGCCUUCCAAGAAAGAUUCAGAGAAGGCCAAACUGGAGAUCAAGGGUAUUAAGGAGGUCCGUUUGGGUAAGAAAACUCCAGUUCUGCGCAGCAAUGGUCUAUCAGAUCAGUUCCCGGAUGAAUGCGCCUUCUCAAUCAUCUACGGGGACAACUAUGAGUCCUUAGAUUUAGUCGCCAGCACAGCAGAUGUUGUCAGCACCUGGGUGAUGGGCCUGAGGUAUCUUGUGUCUUAUGGACGGCACACCGUAGACAUGGUGGAACCCAGCCAACCGAGUCUACGAACAUCUUGGAUCGGCUCAGUGUUUGAGCUAGCAGAUAUGGAAAAGAUCGGACACAUAGACUUGUUCAGGGCCACCCAGAUAAUCAAAGGGCUCAACCCUGGAAUGAAAGAGUCUAGGAUCGAGCUGAAGUUCAAGGAACUCCAGAAAGCUAAAGACCAAUACGGAGAGGCAAUUAACAUGGACACCUUUGUGGAGGCCUACUGCGAGCUCUGCACUCGACCAGAGAUCUUCUUCCUACUAGUGCAGUUCUCCAGUAACAAAGAGUACCUGGACAGCAAAGAUCUGAUGCUGUUUGUAGAGGUGGAGCAGGGUGUGGAAGGCGUAACGGAGGACAUGUGCAGGGAUAUUGUUCAGAAAUUUGAGCCGUCCGCCGAAGGCAGAGAGAGGGCUUACCUCUCCAUUGAUGGCUUUACACACUACCUCCUCUCCUCCGAAUGCCACAUCUUUGACCCCCAGCACAAACGUGUGUGCCAGGAUAUGACUCAGCCUCUGUCCCACUACUACAUCAACUCAUCACACAACGCCUCACUUCUGGAAGACCAUUUCUGGGGUUCGUCAGACAUCAGCAGCUACAUCAGAGCCCUAAGAAUGGGCUGUCGCAGCAUUGAGGUCAUUGUAUGGGACGGUCCUGAUAAUGAACCAGUGGUGUAUGUGGGCAGUUCUGUAGCCUCCCAUCUCGCUUUCUCUAAAGUCCUGGACAUUAUAAACCAAUAUGCUUUUGAGAGCUCAGAGUAUCCCCUGAUUCUCUGCUUAGUGACCCACUGCUGCAUCCCCCAGCAGAGGGUCAUGGCACAGCAUAUGAAGAAGAUUCUUGGGGACAAGCUGCACAAUGAACCCCCCAACAAGGAGGAGAACUACCUCCCCUCCCCUGAGAAACUCAAAGGUAAAAUCCUAAUCAAGGGUAAGAGGCUAAACCCCAACUGCACUGACGCUGAGGGUGAUGUGACAGAUGAGGAGGAGGGGCUCGAAAUGUCUCGAAGAGUGGGAGCUGAUGAGAAGGACCACCUAAACGGCUUGGGCUACAAGAGACUCAGACUGUGCAGGGAGCUCUCUGAUCUUGUAUCUCUUUGCAAGUCAGUCCAGUUUAGGGACUUUGAGAUCUCUAAGAGAGACCAGAAAUACUGGGAGAUUUGCUCCUUCAAUGAGGUAGAUGCAAACAGGUUUGCCAAUGAGUUCCCAGAGGAAUUCGUCUGUUAUAACAAGCGCUUUAUCUCCAGGGUAUAUCCCACACCUAUGAGAAUCGAUGCCAGCAACAUGAAUCCCCAGGAUUUCUGGAAGUGUGGCUGCCAGAUUGUGGCCAUGAACUACCAGACGCCAGGCCUCAUGAUGGACCUCAAUCUCGGCUGGUUCAGGCAGAAUGGCAACUGUGGGUAUGUUUUGCGGCCAGCCAUCAUGAGGGAGGAGGUGUCCUACUUCAGUGCCAAUGCUCGGGACUCGCUACCAGGAGUCUCUGCUCAGCUUCUUCACAUCAAAGUCAUCAGUGGGCAGAAUCUGCCCAAGCCUCGUGGCUCUGCCGCCAAGGGUGAUGUGGUGGAGCCCUACAUAUAUGUGGAGAUUCAUGGCAUCCCAGCUGACUGUGCUGAGCAAAGAACCAAGACUGUGUCCCAGAAUGGUGACAACCCUAUUUUUGAUGAGAGCUUUGAAUUCCAGAUUAAUCUACCGGAACUUGCAGUGCUGCGAUUUGUGGUUUUGGAUGACGACUACAUUGGAGACGAGUUUAUUGGCCAGUACACGAUCCCAUUUGAGUGCCUACAGCCAGGCUAUAGGCAUGUCCCCCUGCAGUCUCUGACAGGAGAGUUCCUCCCCAACACCACCCUGUUUGUCCAUGUAGCCAUCACCAAUAGGCGUGGGGGAGGAAAGGCACAUAAGAGGGGUCUGUCUGUCAGGAAGGGGAGGAAGGCCCGAGAGUACACCACCACCAAGACCACAGGAAUCAAAGUAGUGGAUGAGCUCUUUAGAGCUUCCACGCAGCCCCUCAGGGAGGCCACAGACCUCAGAGAAAAUGUACAGAAUGCCAUGGUGUCCUUCAAGGAGCUCUGCGGCCUGACCCCGGCGGCCAACAUGAAGCAGUGUAUUCUGACAGUGUCGACCUGGCUGAUGAACAGCGAGCGGUCCCUGAGGGUAACAGUGGACCUGAGCGAGACUUACCCCACCAUGGAGGCUCAGGGUCCUGUGCCUGAGCUGCUGCGCAAAGUGCUCAAUGCCUAUGACAUGAUGAUCCAAACGAGCAGAACACUGAUCGAGUCGGCUGACGUCGUCUACUCCAAGCUCACACAAGCACAACGGGCAGGUCUGGACUUCCAUGAGGACCUGCACCGCAUCGGAGCAAAGGAGGGUCUAAAAGGCCGAAAACUCCAGAAGGCGAUGGAGAGCUACGCCUGGAACAUCACCGUCCUCAAGGGCCAGGCUGACCUGCUGAAGCACGCUAAGAUCGAGGCGCUGGACACCCUGCGUCAGAUACACUGUGCAGCUCAGUCCUGUGGUCUCAGUAAGAACGGAGCGGCUUCCCCACAGCUCCAGCACCAUCUUCACCACCAGCCACAGCAGGUCCAGAUCCAGCAGCAGCCUCAGGCCAAGGCUCACCCACAGCCUCCUGCACCACACCAGACCCAAACUUUGCCCCAGUCCCAGACAGCACCUCAGGCUUAUCUCCAUCCCCAGCUACCAGCUCUCCCUCUGAUUCAAACUGUUUCGAAACCACCAGCUUAUACUCAGCCCCCAACCCUGCCCCAGUUCCAGAGCCAGCAGCAGAGGGCAGCAGGACCUCUGGACGCCAUCUCCGAGAAAGAGAUGGUCAAUGACGAUCCCGUGGGAUCCUGCUGACCCGCAGCCUGUGCCCACAGAGAAUCCUUUCCAAUGAGAGAUAGAGAGAGCGAGAGAGAGGGGGAGAAGCAGAAGGGUGUAGAAGAAAAACAAGAAGUGGGUAACGAAAGGGAGAUGGAGGAAUUGGCUAAGAGAAUAAAAGAGAUGAUGAUGGUGAGGAGGACUCGUCGUGUUAGAAGUGAGACACAGGUUUGAGUUGGGCUGCGGGAGAAAAGACAGAGAGACCUCACACUUCAGUCACGCAUUUCUAAACUGAGGAUGGAAAACUGGAAAGACAAUGGGCCUCAUUCAUAAAGAUUCUGACAUUCACUAAAAUGAUUUGUUCUUAAGUGAGAGAAGAAUCUACGCACAUUAAAGAACACACAUAUGCACAUCUGAAUGCUGACAUGUUUGUGCAAAAUAAUUAGUUAUUCUGCUAUAAAGUUAUGUAUUAUUAUAGGAUUUAAAUUACAAUUAUAUUUGUAUCAUAAUAAGUAUUUUUUUACAAAGCAAUAUGGUCUUUUAAAUGAUAUAAUGCACAUACAACCACUUCAGCUUUCAUCAGUUAUAUAAAUUCAAAACAAUGCUAUCCAAUAAUUAAGGAUUUAUUUAUUUUUUAAUUAAAUUGUAUGCAUUUUUUUAACUUUUAUAUGCAGGUUUAACCCUCUUGAGACUUUUAAUUUGGACAUUCUUGACUUAAUUGUUUGUGUGUGUCUUAUACAGAAGAAUAGGCCUUACCAAGAACCCAGCUCGACCCGUUCAUGAAUCUGACGUGAACUAUCCUUUGGAACUUUCUUCGCAACAAAUUUAAGAAAAGCUUAAGAUAUUGGUGAAUGAGGCCCAAUGUUUACUUUCUUCAUGCAUUUGGAAGCUAAUCUUCCAUCUGAGCCAGGAGGUUUAGGUCUCUUCUGUUUUCGCUCUUGUGAAAAGCCAAAAGGGUAACAGCUGGUAACAAACUUCUGCUGUGUGUUUCUGCAUAGGAUUGUGUUUAACAGUUGGAUCAGUUAGACAUCUCCGUCUCUCUCUGGGCAGUGCUGAUUACACGCCCCUUCAUUACGUACUCUAGCUCUGUGGGUACAGGCUUUACCUCACCUUGUGGCAAUUUCUGCCACAAAUUUGCCUUUUCAUUUCCUGAGACUCUUUGGCAUGUCCUUGAGCCAUUAUUGCUUUCAUGCUCACACUCUUCCUUUUCCAUCUUAAAGCUAAGUGCAAACCCUCACUCCUUUCAAUAAAGAGGAUGCCAUUUUUAUUUUAAGUGAACAACGUAGAGCAGCUCGACUAGGCUGAGCUCUGUAGGCGUCACAGAUGUCCAUUUCUGCACAAACCAGGAAGCUGUAGAGCCAAAAUAGAAAAACAAACUGCAGCUGUUGAUGUUUCCAGUCACAUCAACGCUCAACUCGCGUCUUUUGCUGGUGUCAACGUCCAUCGAGCCCCUGCACAUCUUCAGUGUCAUUCCAUAGGAUUUCAGUUCUUCAGCAUUCCUGGACUCUCCCCACAGGGUCUCCUCCCCAGGGGCUGUGUGUGUGUGACGUUACGUGAGUCUGUGUUUUGGUCCCCAGGGUGGAGCUAGCCCACGUCCGUUAGUGGCAGAGCCCACCAGCCAAUCACAACUGGAAUAUCUGACCUUGCCUGUUAGAGAUCAACAGGAACAUGGUACUGCUGUCCAUAAAAAAAACACAAAAUAAAGUGAAUAUAGAUGUAAACUGUAUGUAAAAUGUACGAAGGGAACAUAUAUUGCUAUAAUAAUUCUUGCAGACACAGACAUUAAUGAUUGAUAUUAUAAUAAUUGUUGUUAGUUCUAUUGAUAUUCUGAUUCUUUUUUUAAUAUUACUUCCACAUAUACAGUGAUUUGACACCUUGUUCUGUGGUGCAGAUCAGGACAACCAGUGCAUGUGGGACUGAACUGAGGGAUUACUGGUUGGCACCACCACAUGAGAGUCAACAAUAACCUGACAUGUGUUUCACUGCAGAGUGAGUGUGGAUUCUGUAAGAGCUCCUUUAAGUGGCCCAUUAAAACUGGCUUCAUUGUU
Centropristis striata (black sea bass) is the source of this 6009-nucleotide messenger RNA. It is a transcript of the gene plcl5, whose product is annotated as phospholipase C like 5. Gene Ontology annotation, molecular function: phosphatidylinositol-4,5-bisphosphate phospholipase C activity. The coding region runs from base 398 to 4000 and encodes 1200 amino acids. The transcript is spliced from 6 exons. Gene Ontology annotation, biological process: intracellular signal transduction; lipid metabolic process. NCBI's taxonomy places the organism in Eukaryota, Metazoa, Chordata, Actinopteri, Perciformes, Serranidae. The record is from RefSeq and is a predicted model, not a curated record.